This is a messenger RNA of Megachile rotundata (alfalfa leafcutting bee), 822 nucleotides long. Its product is annotated as phospholipase A2 inhibitor and Ly6/PLAUR domain-containing protein. NCBI's taxonomy places the organism in Eukaryota, Metazoa, Arthropoda, Insecta, Hymenoptera, Megachilidae. The record is from RefSeq and is a predicted model, not a curated record.
UGGCAGUCGUGCCAACAUUAUGAAUGAUUCGAUUCGUUUACGACUUUACGUCAUCGUCGCGUAGCGCGCUCCUUGUAUUUAUCAUUGAUCAAUUUUUACGCUAAAAUGAAUUUUGCAGUAUUUUAUUGGGCGCUGCUAAUGUCGUGUUGCCUGUCGCUUAGCCACGCCCUGGAAUGCUAUGUUUGUACUAAUCAAGAAGGUAACAGAGAAAAGUGCCUGAAAAGUACAAAAACUUGCGAGCAAGGUCAAGAUGCUUGUUUAACGAAGAUCAGAUGGGGAAGCACUCCAUACUGGUCACCAGGAGCGAAGAAGCAGUUUUAUGUUUCCAAGUCAUGUUCCACUAAGAAGCAGUGCGAAAGAAUAAAGCAGGCUAACAUGAAUGAUUGUACAUAUAUAUGGUACCAAGAUUGGCAAUGUUCAGAUUGUUGUCAAGGAGACAAGUGCAAUUACUUUGUUAUAUCUGCUGCGGAGAAAAUAAAUCCACAUUGGCCAACCAUAAUUGCCUCGUUAUCACUGUACACUUUAUGGAGUAUUAACAAACCUUAGUAUCGAAUCACAAUUAGAGACUGAACAAACUAUAAGACACGUCGUACAUAAAAUGUGCGUCAAAGAUGCUUACACAAUCAAGAGUUUUGAUUGUACAACAGUGAACAAGAAGGAAGAGAUGAACCUGAAUACCACAUCCGUCCAAUAUAAAAUUUUUAUACGUAAUAUUUAGUUUAAUUUGAUAGAUUUUAUAUUUUACAUUGCUAAUUCUGUAUACAUGCACAUGUAUAUAUGCAUUUAUGUAUAAUUACAUGUAAAUAACUCUUUGUAAGAGGA